Molecule: messenger RNA, 309 nt
Organism: Aureobasidium subglaciale EXF-2481
Lineage: Eukaryota; Fungi; Ascomycota; Dothideomycetes; Dothideales; Saccotheciaceae
Exons: 2
Coding region: 1-309 (102 amino acids)
Source: RefSeq, a predicted model, not a curated record
AUGUCACGACCCCAAGACUCAGACCUCUACAAGACCCUAGAAUCCCGCGACCACGCCCCAGAACCACUCAAAAAGGUCUUGGCUAGAGAACAAGCAGAUUAUGAUUGUUUGAGUUGUAGAGUGAUGGGAGCAACAGCAUUCACAGCACUAGGAACCUACACCUACUGGUCCGGCCAUCGAGAACUCCGCACCCGAGAAGUCGAAAUCAUGCGUUCAGGUUCAAAACUCACAAUGGCUGCUAGAAGACUGGGGAUUACUGGGUUGAGUGGAAUGUUGAUUGGUUUGGGGUUGUGGAGGGGUUUUAUGUGA